CCGCAGAACUAGCAUAGUAGCAUUGCGUUGCAUUGCAUCCAACCAUGGACUUUCUUCGGAAGAAGGUGUCCGGCUGGAAGCUCAGUGCCGGGGAAGAACAAACCGACGACGAAACCAGCCUCCCAGUCGGGCCCACGAUCGGCAUCUCUGCCGGCCAGGUGCGAGAAGACGUUCACUACAUGGAAUCCCGGGGCGACAUCGACCUGUCCUUUUUAAGAUUCCAUGCUUUUGACCCAAACGGCCACAUCUAUGGGAACCUGAAUAAUUAUUACAACAACCAACACGGUGACAACUAUUACAACGACAGCAGCAACAGCAACAGCAACAGCAACAGCAACAGCAACAGCAACAGCAACAGCAACAGCAACAGCAACAGCAACAGCAACAGCAACAGCAAUUUUACCAACGGCCAUGGAUAUGAAAACAGCGGAAGCAGGGUGGAGACUUUUGUGGACAUUGCGGUCUUUGAGGUACCAGACCAUUGUACUAGUCGGAACUGUGACCUCUCAAAGGUAAGGAGGAGGAAGUGAAGAUUGGUAUCAGCGGUGCUGCUGGUUAUCGUUCUGUGUAGUGUUGCGUCCUUUGGCUGCUUGACACCGUGAGUGUCGUGCAUUCGUCUUGUCCACGUAAUCUGAUUUCGCUUUAUUUCCUCUCCGCUCCCUGAACUCCAAAACUCCAACCACGUUGUUACCUUUUUGUUUCUCCCUUUUUACACGAAUGAAUACCUCGGUUGAUGAAUCAUCGUCACUUUUGACACGCUAAUAAUCAACAACAUUAUCAAACGACAAUACACUGAAUUGACCAUUGAAAACGAUAACGCAACAAUCGCUACCACAACAGUUCGGGGUGGGAGAUCUCUCCCACUUUAACGGCGGCUCCUAUUCGAACUUGUGCAAGGCGGGCCGGCUGAAUCUAGACCACAGCGUCUUCAAGGGCCAUCACACGCAGCUCAUGGUCCCUAUCGAGGGGCCCAUGCAGGACCGCAUCAAGCAACGCAAAACCGCCAGAUUUUCGGGUACGAAGGAAAGGCACUACGAGGUCGUCCUGGCGAAUUGCCACCGACACGGGAGGAACGUCCGCGUGAACGGGCAGGUCGUCUUUGACCUGGUGGAAACCGAAUCGAUCGCCAAUAACCUGACGAGGGGGUCCGCGGCGAUCCUGUCGUCGGUCGCCCUGGUGGUCUUUUUGGCGCUGAGCGUCGUGGCCGUCCGGGUCCGCUUGGGGACCCGAUCGGACUUCGAGCGAGAGUUGUACGGCCUGGUGCCUAGCACCGAUGACGACGGCGAUGUCGCUGGGGACGGCGAGCCACGCGAACCAACGGAGGUCGAAGACCAGUACGAAGACGACAACGACGAGCGGGGCGCAGAACCGGGAGCGGGGAGCCCCGACCUGGCGCUGGCAAACACAAGAGUUGUGUAGAUUGCUCCGUUUGCACGACUUUGGUGAAAGCCUCGAGGUGGUAUGUAAUACCAUGGAUGCUGUGCCAUCUACAGCAUUUUUGUAAAAUAGUAUUGUUUCACCUAGUAAUUACUUGCAAGGGUUUAUUAGUUGUAGAAUGCUUUGCUUGGAUGAAUGAAGCAAUGGACGAUGAUGAAUACAUUCUAGAAUCAGAGCCUUGAUAUUGAAACCUCGUUCACUUCGAUGUGCUCUCCUCUGGCGUUUCUUGCUUUCCAAUGAUAGUGUUGUGGUUGUGUUUGAUAGUCGAAGUUGUUGGAGGAGGACAUUACUACCAGUUGUACUAGUAGUACUAGGACUAUUCCAUGUUUUCUUCAACGCAGUUGGAUUGCAUUGUCCUGCCCCCUCCGGAAAUCCCGCGCGGCAGAUCCCCCCUUUCGAAUUUGUCCCCCCACAUCUUGUACCCAUCAAAAUCCGUCAAUCAAUUUUUUUUCCAUCCCAUUAUCAUCGCUUUGCACCGUCCGUACGGAACGGUACGUACGAGCUUGUACGACACAUACUAAUAAUACGUUGUUAAAAUCAAUAGACGAAGAAUUCCAUCAUUCCAACACGGAUCCAAGCACGAUAGCUAUUAUAAUUGCACUCUUUUGCUUGUCCUGUCCCCGGUUUCGUCAAUGAGAUCCUUUUAUUCUGGUCUGUGCUUUUUGUGUGCUCUCUUUGUUGCAUUCGAGUCCGGACUUGUAUCGCUAUGGAGCAAAAGUGACGACUCUUCUUCAUCGCUGCCCCGUCCGUUCGCCAUGGCGUUCUCGAGCCGGUGCACACGUUUUCACCGCAGCGGACAGGCAAUAAGACGCUGCAUCCGAACCAUUUCACCUGCUGUCGCUGUCCAGUCCACCGGCUUGUCGAAUGUUCUUAUACGAUACUCCUCGAGCGAAAAAAACACUCUCUGCAGCCAGUCCGUACCGGCGUUCCGUGCCUCCUCGACCUUGCUGUCGUCGUCCGCCUCGCCCCUGACAGAAACCAACGCCGAUCAAGAGGAAGACGACGAACCAUUUAUAGAGGAAGACACAAUCUUCGCUCUGUCCUCCGGAUUCACUGGCGAACAGGCCACCGCGGUGGCCGUGAUUCGAAUCUCCGGCCCCAAAGCCACCUCAGUAUUGGAAGGCCUGCUCAAGACUUCGCCCACGAGCAAGCCUCGCCUCCCAAAAUACCGCAUGGCCGCGCUGAGAAAGCUGUACCACCCGGCCGAUCACAGCAUCCUGGACCAUGCACUGGUCCUCUCCUUCAAGGGUCCCAACUCUUUUACGGGGGAGGACCUGGUCGAACUGCAGUGCCACGGCAGCAGGGUAAUCGUACAGCGAUUGCUGAACGAGGCCCUUCCCUCCCUGGGAUGCCGCAUGGCCGAGCCGGGGGAGUUUACACAGCGAGCGUUUGCGGAGGGAAAACUGGACCUGGUGCAGGUCGAGGCCCUCGCCGACAUUCUAGCGGCCGAGACACACCUACAGGUCGAACAGGGCCUCAAGCACCUGGACGGCGACGUUUCAAAAACCUACGAGGAAUGGCGAAGCCAACUGGUCUCAGGGCUGGCCCACGCAGAAGCCGUCAUCGACUUUGGCGACGACGAGCACCUGUUGCUGGGGGACGAGGAGGAGGACGACGACGGGCUCUCGGACGAAGCGCUCCAGCAGCAGCAGGAAUCGGUCUGGGGGGAGGUCGGUGCCAAGAUGAUCCGCCUGAAAGAAUCCAUGGAGGACAAUCUCGAAGAUGGCCGGCGGGGUGAACUCAUUCGAGAAGGCAUCAAGGUAGCCAUAAUCGGUGAGUUUAACACGGGAUUCUUUUUUGCCUACUGUAGGACGCUAUACUUACUUGACUCUUUUUUUUCCUUCCAACCCAAUGGCACACCGUACCGUAGGGCCACCGAAUGCCGGAAAGUCGAGUCUGUUUAAUGUUUUGGCACGCCGGGAUGCAGCUAUCGUGUCACCGAUUGCCGGAACGACCCGCGAUGUCUUGCAGGUUUCAAUGGAUCUGGGAGGAGUCAAAUGCACACUCCAAGACACAGCGGGCGUCCGAAGCGACACAACCGAUAUACUCGAACUGGAGGGCAUGAAACGGGCAAAAUCGGUUAUUCAGGAAGCAGACCUGGUUGUGGCCAUGAUCGAUGUCACCAUGGCCUCUCACGGCAUGGAAAUUGUUCGAUCCGUCCUAGAUGAUUGCGACAUAGGUAGCGACGAUGACGAUGAGAGAAUCAGUCCCCAGCGAAUGCUCUUGGUGCGCAACAAAAAUGAUUUGUUGGAAGAAACAGCAGAGAUGGACGAUGCACAACGGGAAGAACAGGAAUCAAAAUUUGGAGACGGCAUUUUCGAUAUAUCUUGCCAAAACCAGGAAGGAAUAGAUACGUUUUUAGAUGCACUGACGCAGGAAGUGGUGACUAGAACGAGGGGAAGCGCCGAUGUGGGCGAGGGUGCUAUGAUCACACGCGCCCGUCACCGGCAGCAUGUCGAGGCGGCGGUCGAGGCCCUGGAGCGCUUUGCGAUGCUGAGUACACAAGGAAACAUGGCGGUCGAUAUGGCAGCCGAGGAAUUGCGACUGGCGGGCUCGGAACUUGGUAGAAUCACGGGGGCGGUCGACGUUGAAGACGUGCUCGAUGUUCUCUUUAGUGAUUUCUGCAUAGGCAAGUAGAAGUUCAACUAAAUUGCGCAUUCCUUCGGCUAUAUCGAGAAGAGACAAGAUUACCCACGCAACCUACUAAUAACAGAAUAAUCUGAAACCAAAAUG
This is a messenger RNA of Pseudo-nitzschia multistriata, 4170 nucleotides long. The record is from the annotation of a GenBank genome assembly. Lineage: Eukaryota; Bacillariophyta; Bacillariophyceae; Bacillariales; Bacillariaceae.